Molecule: messenger RNA, 2297 nt
Organism: Momordica charantia (bitter melon)
Lineage: Eukaryota; Viridiplantae; Streptophyta; Magnoliopsida; Cucurbitales; Cucurbitaceae
Source: RefSeq, a predicted model, not a curated record
GUAGACUUCUUUGAUGAGGGUUACAAGAGAGCCGCAGAUGACCGAAACAAAGACGAGACCCGACCCGAUCCAAACCGAAUAUAUAUUCGGGUCGGUUCGGGUUUGUACGAAAACCGACCCCGACCCAACAAAUUUACACCCCUCUUUUUAGUCUGAAGUUGAUCCAUUUUGCCUUACCCCUCGAGUCUUUAUACUUGUCAGUUGAAAGACAUGAAAGACCAACCUGAGUUACUGAUUCUGUAUGCAACUCAAACUGGCAAUGCACAAGAUGCUGCAGAGAGGCUUGGCCGUGAAGCCGAGCAUAGAGGUUGUUCUGUGAGGCUUCUUUCAAUGGAUGAAUAUGAUGCUAGUUCUUUACCUCAUGAAGAUGCUAUAAUUUUUGUUGUCUCUACCACAGGCCAGGGUGAAACACCAGAUUCCAUGAGGGUCUUUUGGAGGUCCCUUUUACAAAGAAGUUUAAGUCAAUAUUGGCUUGAAGGAGUACCUUAUGCUGUAUUUGGAUUAGGUGAUUCUGGUUAUCAAAAAUAUAAUUUUGUUGCAAAGAAGCUGGACAAGAGACUUUCUGAUCUGGGAGCAAGAGCUAUUCUGGAAAGAGGGUUGGGUGAUGAUCAGCACCCUUCAGGGUAUGAGGCUGCUCUAGAUCCUUGGAUGUUAUCAUUGUGGAGGUCAUUGAAUGAUAUUACUCCAAUGUUCUUUCCAAAAGGCAUUGAUUUUGCAUUUUCAAGUGACACAUUAAUUGAUCAACCAAGCAUUCAUGUUAUAUAUCACGAUGUGGGCAAGUUGGAUACACAAUUAACCUCAGAUUUGAAGCGGAUGGAGAUACAAAUUGAGAGUGCUCGCUUGAUGUCUCCUGGAAAAUGUUCCCUUGGCAAGAAAAAACCUGAUUGCUUUCUUAAUAUGAUAAAAAAUCAGCAUUUGUGUAAAGUAGGCUCCGGAAAGGAUGUGCGCCACUUUGAAUUUGAAUUUGUUUCUUCUGUAAUAGAAUAUGAAGUUGGUGACGUCCUCGAGGUUCUUCCUAGUCAGAAUCCUGCUGCUGUAGAUGCUUUCAUACAACAUUGCAAUUUGGACCCCGAGUCGUUUAUCACUGUUUCUCCAAGAAAUGGACGGCAGCAGGAUCCUGUCCUAAAUGCCAAAAUGGUCCCUACCAAAUUGAAAACUUUCAUUGAAUUGACAAUGGAUGUUGCCUCAGCUUCUCCUCGACGCUACUUUUUUGAGGUUAUGAGUUACUAUGCGACAGCUCCACAUGAAAAGGAUAGACUUCAAUAUUUUGCCUCACCUGAAGGAAGAGAUGAUUUAUAUCAGUACAAUCAAAAGGAAAGAAGAAACGUUCUCGAGGUAUUACAAGAUUUUCCUUCUGUCAAAAUGCCAUUUGAUUGGUUGGUGCAGUUGGUUCCUCCAUUGAAAACAAGAGCAUUCUCCAUAUCUUCUUCCCGUUUAGCUCACCCAAAUCAGGUGCACUUAACUGUAAAUGUAGUAUCUUGGACGACACCAUAUAAAAGGAACCGCUCGGGUCUUUGCUCAAGUUGGCUUGCCGAACUCGAUCCUAGACAAUGUGUUUAUGUCCCAGUAUGGUUCCGUAAGGGUUAUCUUCCCGCCCCGUCCCCAUCCCUUCCCAUAGUUCUUGUUGGACCUGGAACAGGGUGUGCACCCUUCAGAGGAUUCGUAGAGGAAAGGUCCAUGGAAAACCACUCUAUGUUAACUGCUCCAAUUUUGUUCUUCUUUGGCUGUCGCAAUGAGGAUAAUGACUUUUUAUAUCGAGAUUUUUGGUUAUCGAAUUCAACAAAUUCCAGAGUACUUUCUGAGGAGAAAGGUGGGGGCUUUUACGUAGCUUUCUCCCGAGAUCAACCACAAAAGGUUUACGUACAACAUAAGAUGGUGGAACAUAGUGAAAGAAUUUGGAGCAUGCUUAGCACGGGUGCGGCUGUAUAUGUUGCAGGUUCUUCAACAAAGAUGCCUUCGGAUGUAUGGUCAAGUUUUGAGGAAAUUAUAUCGAAAGAAACUCAGCUUCCACGGGAAUAUGCUGUAAGGUGGCUAAGGGCAUUGGAGAAGGCUGGUAAGUACCAUGUUGAAGCUUGGUCUUGACCUUGCUUGUCUAUUGUUUAAUAUAUAUAUUUUCCUUUUGCUCUUCCCUUCCCAUUGUUCACUUUGAAAUGGUCACAUCAUGAGGAAAUUUUAUUUUUAGGGAUUGUAAACAUUAUUACUUCGAGUACAUAAUUUAAUUAUUGUUCCAAUAGGAGACUUGCUUAGCAUGCAUUUGUGUUAGGUAAAUUAUCUUUUGGUACAUGACGAUUGGGUAA